UGUACGCUCCUACGUUCAAACUACCUACAAUCAACAUGUUCAAGUCUCUGUUGUUCGCCGGAUUAUUGGCCGUCGCCAUGGCCGCCCCGUCGCCGGUACCAGCUCCAGUUCCGGCUCCGGCUCCAGCUCCAGCACCAAGCUCAGCAGCUUUGAUCGGUGCUCCAGUCGCGGCUGCUUCAUGGGGGGCGGCUUUGAGCUCCAACAUCGCGGCUCCUCUCGUCUACACGAGUUACCCACCGCCCCUACCCCUAGCCGGUUACAUACCCUCGUCGCCUUACAUCUAUAAGAGCUACAUUUACUAA
Molecule: messenger RNA, 302 nt
Organism: Osmia bicornis bicornis
Lineage: Eukaryota; Metazoa; Arthropoda; Insecta; Hymenoptera; Megachilidae
Gene: Nplp3
Product: neuropeptide-like 3
Exons: 2
Coding region: 36-302 (88 amino acids)
Source: RefSeq, a predicted model, not a curated record